This is a messenger RNA of Oreochromis aureus, 865 nucleotides long. RefSeq lists its product as uncharacterized. NCBI's taxonomy places the organism in Eukaryota, Metazoa, Chordata, Actinopteri, Cichliformes, Cichlidae. The record is from RefSeq and is a predicted model, not a curated record. The coding region runs from base 5 to 865 and encodes 286 amino acids. The transcript is spliced from 7 exons.
CAUCAUGACAUCUGCACCUAAAUGUGGCCACACCUACUCUGGACAAUUGUCAGAAAUCCUGCAGUUUCAGGAGCUACAGACUUUGAAUGUCUCAGAAGAUCCUUUAAAUGUUGUACACAAAGUAAAGGUUCACAUAGUCACUGCAGGAGAAACCUUUGGGGCUGACAAUGUUCUGCUGAGGGACCUUGUGGGUCUACAGGUGGAGAGCACAGACCAGCAAGGAUGCAGCGUCAUCAUUCUUUUCUGUCCAAUCAGCUCUUGUGUUGGGUCAGACAUGAAGGCAGCUAUGAAGAAGGUGUCAGGUGACAAACCAGUCAUUCUGGUUCUGAUGCACCACACACGAAAUCCUGACUACUCAACAUGUGGGGAAAGCCAGUGUUCAGUCUAUCAGAACGUUGUCCUGGUUGUCCAUGUUCUCUUCCAUGAAAGUGUGAAAGGACUACUGCCAAGUUCAAAAAACAAUGAGGCAGUCCAACAGAUACACUAUAAGCUACUGCAGUACAGUAGCAUUAGCAGGCUCAGAAAUGACCAGGGGAUCCAGGAUAUGAGCCAAUCGUCACGAAGAACUGUGGAAGAAGCUCAUGAAGUUGUACACAAAGUAAAGGUUCACAUAGUCACUGCAGGAGAAACCUUUGGGGCUGACAAUGUUCUGCUGAGGGACCUUGUGGGUCUACAGGUGGAGAGCACAGACCAGCAAGGAUGCAGCAUCAUCAUUCUUUUCUGUCCAAUCAGCUCUUGUGUUGGGUCAGACAUGAAGGCAGCUUUGAAGAAGGUGUCAGCCGUCUUCAACAGCUCAGUGAAGACCGCUUGGUGGGUGGUUUGGAUGAUAGACGGCGGAAUGAAGGCCAAUUUCAGUGUGGACUGA